AUGGAUGAGAAUGGAGUACAAUUCGGCCUCGCGAUCAAUCGCGACGGCCUCAGGCUCAACGUCGCCGUCGAUGGCCGCAACGGGCACGCAAAAAUCGGCGUCAACGUCAAUACCGACAACAAGGUCGAGAUCGUUGUCAGCGUAGAAGAGCCCGCAACCGGGCGAGUCGACACCGAACCCGUCGUUUCGACCCACGGCGAAAUUCGAGAGCGGGAGGAACAGGUUGUCGCAGUCGAAAAUCGUAUCGAGAACUCGGGGACCGUCAAAGACAGCGACGUCGAGAUGCGCGAUGGGGAGGGGGAUGAUCAGGACAUCGAGAUGGAGUAA
Psilocybe cubensis is the source of this 327-nucleotide messenger RNA. RefSeq lists its product as uncharacterized. Lineage: Eukaryota; Fungi; Basidiomycota; Agaricomycetes; Agaricales; Agrocybaceae. The record is from RefSeq and is a predicted model, not a curated record. The transcript has 2 exons. Bases 1 to 327 code for a protein of 108 amino acids.